Penicillium macrosclerotiorum is the source of this 1095-nucleotide messenger RNA. Its product is annotated as NAD(P)/FAD-dependent oxidoreductase. The record is from RefSeq and is a predicted model, not a curated record. The transcript has a single exon. Bases 1 to 1095 code for a protein of 364 amino acids. Gene Ontology annotation, molecular function: flavin adenine dinucleotide binding; L-pipecolate oxidase activity; proline dehydrogenase activity. Lineage: Eukaryota; Fungi; Ascomycota; Eurotiomycetes; Eurotiales; Aspergillaceae.
AUGCCAGUAUCAAAGAACGAGUCCAUUAUCAUCGUCGGGGCCGGUGUGUUCGGUCUAUCCACCGCGCUCGAGCUUAAGCAGCGCGGGUACACCGACAUCACUGUUCUAGAUCGAUACGCACCGCCGGCCGUGGAUGGAAGCAGUGUGGAUAUCUCACGCAUUAUCAGAAUAGAUUAUGCAGACCCAGUCUAUUGUCAAAUGGCCGCUGAGGCCUACAAGGGCUGGACAACUGAGUUCAAGGAUCAGUACUUCGAAUCGGGAUUCGCACUGCUCUCGGAGACUCCUCACAAUGACUGGAUUGAGAAAUCGGCGGCAACCGUUCGGGCCAAUGGUCGCAACGUGGAAGACCUGCCGGAUGCUACAGCACUACUCAAAUCUUAUCCCAACAUUCAAUCUAACCUUUCGGGCAUGAACGGAUAUCUCAACCGUCUUGGUGGAUGGGCCGACGCUGCCGGGAGCAUUCAGAAACUUGCGUCCAAAUGCAGCGUAGCAGGCAUUUCAAUAAUCAGCGGACCUCGCGGUAGUGUCACGUCACUGUUGCGAGAGGGCUCGCGCGUCGUUGGUGUGAACCUGGUUAGCGGUGGCUCCUUGCGCGCCUCGCAUGUUAUUCUGAGUACGGGCGCCUGGACGAAUCGACUUAUUGAUGUAGCCCAUGCUGCUUCAUCAUCGGGACAGCCUGUAGGCUUCAUUCAACUCAAUGAGGAAGAAGCUCGAUCUCUCGAAAACACGCCAGUGAUGAUCAAUAUGACCACGGGUGUAUUUGUUUUCCCUCCAACCCCAGGGAGCAACAUUCUCAAACUUGCGCGACAUGGAUAUGGAUAUUCCAAUGAAACGACUAUUAAUACUAAUGGAUCCAACCGAACCAUUUCAUCUCCCAAAUUCGACAGUAGCAACUCUCAGACGGGAUACAUUCCCGGUGAUGCCGAUGCAGACCUGCGCAAUGGCCUGCGCCAGUUCUUCCCGAAGUUUGCCGACCGCCCGUGGAUGAAUCGCCGUCUCUGCUGGUAUACCGAUACUCCCAAGGGCGACUUUAUCAUCGAUAAUCACCCGACACUGCAAGGUCUCUUUGUGGCCACUGGUGGUGCUGGACAGUAA